UUUGUUCGGUUGAUUUUCUUGGAUCUGUCAUCUGUUCUUCCCCGUCCUCCCUUUUCCUGUUCUUGCCGCGCGCAUCUGAGAUUGGGCGCUCGAAUCGUUCUUCGUGGAGUAGAUUCUUGGCUAGACUGAAACGCCAAAAAAUUUGUUUUUAUUGUUUCCUAUUGCCUGUGUGAUCUAGCGCCGUUCUGAUUCAGCUGAUUGCCCAUUUCCCCCAAAUCUUAAAUAGCUGCCCCACCCCGCUGAAUCUUGGCUGGAUUCAUCUAGAAAGAGUAAAAAAUUCUUGGGUCUGAUUGCGACGCGAAGGUCCGUCGCUCAUGGUUGAUGGGAAGCCAUCAAGCCAACCAGAGAUCGCGCGGGAAGUUCCCCCAAAAUAGAAUGGGCAGGUGUGCCCAUCUUGGUGUUUGAAUUGGUAAAUAAUCUGAUCUCAUGGCGAAGCAACACCACGCCACCAGCAGCCUUGUGAUAGGCUAUGCUUUGUGCUCGAGCUUGCUGGCAAUCAUCAACAAGUAUGCUGUCACAAAGUUCAAUUACCCUGGCCUCCUGACUACGCUACAGUACUUUACAUCUGCUGCUGGUGUUUGGGGCCUUGGAAAGCUAGGUUUUCUCUGCCAUGAUUCCUUCAACCUGGAGACUGCCAAGAAAUUCGCACCAGCUGCUGUUGUCUUCUACCUUGCAAUAUUCACCAACACAAACCUCCUCGUUCAUGCCAAUGUGGACACAUUUAUAGUUUUCCGAUCCUUGACUCCGCUUUUGGUUGCUGUUGCCGACACAUUCUUCCGGAAGCAACCAUGCCCUUCCAAGCUCACAUUCUUAUCCCUUGUAAUCAUAUUGGGAGGAGCAGUUGGCUAUGUGAUAACAGAUUCUGCCUUCAGCCUCACAGCAUACUCGUGGGCGCUUGCUUAUCUGGUGACAAUUACAACGGAGAUGGUGUACAUCAAGCAUAUUGUUACGAGUCUGGGUCUGAACACAUGGGGUUAUGUGCUGUACAACAACCUUCUUUCGCUCAUGAUUUCCCCCAUCUUUUGGUUUCUGACAGGGGAGCACAAGUCGGUCUUCUCAGCUGUCAAAUCACGGGGUGAGAGUUGGUUCCAGCUCGACGCCUUUGUUGCGGUAGCAUUGUCAUGUGUGUUUGGAUUGCUCAUCAGCUUCUUUGGCUUCGCGGCUAGGAAAGCAAUCUCUGCCACUGCAUUCACGGUAACUGGGGUUGUGAACAAGUUCCUCACAGUGGCGAUCAAUGUGACGAUCUGGGACAAGCACGCGAGCGCAUUUGGUUUGGUUAGCCUUCUGUUCACUCUAGCUGGUGGAGUACUCUACCAGCAAUCAGUUACUGCAAAAGGACAUAUUGCAGCACCACAGCAUGAACAUGCAUCAGAACAACAUAAGAAUGAUAGUGACAGUGCCGAGUAUGAUGAGGAGAAACAUAAGUUGGUUUCAUCUGAUGAACGCCCUGUUGCAUGAAGAAUGUCAUUCUUAGCUUUAGAUCGACAGGACUACGAAGAGUAGUAAAUGACAACCAGGGUAGCUAGCUAGAACAUUAGCUGCUGCAGCCUGAUGCAUCAUCACCUGGAAGGAAGCUGGAAGACCCUGGGGACAAGGAGAUAUUGUCAUGAUGGUAGCAAGUUCACCAUGCUGUGUGAUGGCAUCAGUUGCCUCUUGUUCAGCUCUGUGGUUUAGGCAAGUUCUUAGUGUUUUUCUCCUCCAUGUGCUCUGUCAUGGCUGUGAUGUGUUUUGGCCAUCUAUUCGAUGAGCAAUACCCUGAAUUAUGGCGCUCGUGGUCAUUUGGCCAUGUAGCUUCUAAGUUGUGUUUCUAUGAAAUUGACAUGUAGGCCUGGUUUGGUAGUAUUUCCCUUAAGCCACUGUGGUUGAUUGUUUUGUGCCGUGGGCCUAUUUGUUUUUUAUGAACACCGCUAGUUGGUAUUCUGUUGAC
This is a messenger RNA of Lolium perenne, 1927 nucleotides long. Lineage: Eukaryota; Viridiplantae; Streptophyta; Magnoliopsida; Poales; Poaceae. The record is from RefSeq and is a predicted model, not a curated record.